This is a messenger RNA of Quercus robur (English oak), 798 nucleotides long. RefSeq lists its product as uncharacterized. NCBI's taxonomy places the organism in Eukaryota, Viridiplantae, Streptophyta, Magnoliopsida, Fagales, Fagaceae. Bases 1 to 798 code for a protein of 265 amino acids. The record is from RefSeq and is a predicted model, not a curated record. The transcript is spliced from 2 exons.
AUGGAUGUGAAAUAUGCAUUUCUCAAUGGAUACCUGAAUGAAGAAGUAGGAUUCAAAAAGGGAUAUGCCAAUCGGACUCUAUUUGUCAAGACUAAUGAGAACUACCUUCUUGUGGCUCAAGUAUAUGUUGAUGACAUUGUAUUUGGAGCUACCACAAAUGCUCGAGCUAUAGAGUUCUUCGAGGAGAUGAAGAAAGAAUUUGAGAUGAGUAUGGUGGGGGAGCUUACAUUUUUCUUGGGCCUUCAACUCAAGCAACAACUCAAGCAAAAGAAGGAAGGUAUAUUCAUUUCACAAGAAAAAUAUGCUAGAAAUCUUGUCAAGAAGUUUGGAUUAGAUUCCAAAAAGCAUGCCUCCACUCCCAUGAGUUUAUCCACAAAGCUUAAUCUUGAUCCUUCUGGGGAAGAAGUAAGUCCAACUUUGUAUAGGAGCAUCAUUGGGAGUUUGCUCUAUCUUACGGCAAGUAGAUCGAAUAUUGCUUUUAGCAUGGGAGUUUGUGCUCGAUAUCAAGCCGCUCCAAAGGAAUCCCACUUGACUGCUAUGAAGCGAAUCAUACGAUAUGUUAAUGGCACUCCGGAUUACGGCUUGUGGUACUCAAAGGAUUCCAAUGCAUGCCUUGCGAGGUAUUUAAAUGCAGAUUGGGCUGGAAGUGUGGAUGACUGGAAGAGUACCUCAGGUAGCUGUUUCUAUCUUGGCAACAACCUUGUCUCUUGGAUGAGCAAGAAACAAAAUUCAGUGUCACUCUCUACGGCAGAAGCAGAGUACAUAGCUAUUGGGAGCUACUGCACACAACUUCUCUAG